Messenger RNA from Scophthalmus maximus (turbot), 586 nucleotides. RefSeq names its product ribosomal protein L35 (gene rpl35). Gene Ontology annotation, biological process: translation; maturation of LSU-rRNA from tricistronic rRNA transcript (SSU-rRNA, 5.8S rRNA, LSU-rRNA). Gene Ontology annotation, molecular function: mRNA binding; structural constituent of ribosome. The transcript is spliced from 3 exons. The coding region runs from base 183 to 545 and encodes 120 amino acids. Gene Ontology annotation, cellular component: ribosome; cytosolic large ribosomal subunit. The record is from RefSeq and is a predicted model, not a curated record. NCBI's taxonomy places the organism in Eukaryota, Metazoa, Chordata, Actinopteri, Pleuronectiformes, Scophthalmidae.
UUAGAAUCUCUUCCUCCACAUUCCUGCCGUGUCGUUGCGCCUCUUCGCCGCGCCGUCCAGCGGCGGCGCUGUCCCCCAGUCGGCAGAGUGAACUCUACAUCCACGAAGAAGAAGUUCUCCGGAAGCUACUUGUGGCGAGCACGCGGUGCGUCCGGCCUUUCCGACAGCGCAGAGAGAAGAAGAUGGCCAAGAUCAAGGCGCGAGACCUGCGGGGCAAGAAGAAGGAAGAGCUGCUGAAGCAGCUGGACGACCUGAAGAAUGAACUGUCCCAGCUCCGCGUGGCCAAGGUGACCGGCGGGGCCGCGUCCAAGCUCUCCAAGAUGUACGUGCACACACAGACACACUCUCUCACACAGACACACACACACUCUCCAGUCAUCGGUGUGAUCUGUCCAGGCAAGAAGUACAAGCCCCUGGACCUGAGACCCAAGAAGACCCGCGCUCUGCGCCGCCGGCUCAACAAGCACGAAGAGGGUCUGCGGACCAAGAAGCAGCAGAGGAAAGAACUCCUCUACUCCAUUCGCAAAUUUGCAGUCAAAGCUUAGAGGCUUUUUCUAUUGACUAAAUAAAAUCUGUGUAAAAAGUC